UGAACGAAUCGGACGGUCACGAUCAUCGACGACAUAUCCCGUCAUCAUAACAUAUGGGAGCGGCAUUCUCUUCGGCGCUCCUGUAUAAGGGUUUCGGCUACGAGGGUUCUUCGCGUCGUCGGCGGCUGCUAGGGUUUCUUCUUCUCUGAUCUGGAGGGGAAUCAGUUCGGAAUCCUCAAAGAGGGCCAACAGUAAUGGCUCCGCCUCAGCCGAACACCGGCCUUUUUGUUGGGCUCAACAAAGGGCACAUCGUCACCAAGCGGGAGUUGCCUCCGCGCCCUUCCAGCAGAAAAGGAAAAACCAGCAAGAGGGUGCAUUUUGUUAGAAACUUGAUUAGGGAAGUUGCUGGGUUUGCUCCCUAUGAGAAGCGUAUCACUGAGCUCUUGAAAGUUGGAAAGGACAAGCGUGCACUCAAAGUGGCCAAGAGAAAGCUUGGAACUCACAAGAGAGCCAAGAAGAAGCGUGAGGAGAUGGCUAAUGUUCUCCGGAAGAUGAGAUCCGCCGGAGUGACUGAGAAGAAGAAAUGAAACGUAGCAGAUGAUACGCUCGUCUCUAGAUUUUAGUUCCAAACUGGUGAUGAGUUUUUCAUCCUUUAUGCUAUUGGGAACGCUAGAACUGUUGAGAUACAAGUUUGUCUAAUCUUUGAUUUUGCGCUAUACGGCCUUUUUGAUGGUGUUAUUAUCAGCA
This is a messenger RNA of Elaeis guineensis (African oil palm), 687 nucleotides long. Its product is annotated as large ribosomal subunit protein eL36x. Gene Ontology annotation, cellular component: ribosome. Gene Ontology annotation, biological process: translation. Gene Ontology annotation, molecular function: structural constituent of ribosome. NCBI's taxonomy places the organism in Eukaryota, Viridiplantae, Streptophyta, Magnoliopsida, Arecales, Arecaceae. The record is from RefSeq and is a predicted model, not a curated record.